AGUUGACCAUAACGGCAGUGUGGUGCAGUUGGGAAAUGGGGGGGAGCGAGACAUUGUCCUGGGGAUGUCCUAUUUGUUGGCACAAUCUUCCAGCAGCGUGGGGAAGUACAUAACAUAACAAUAUUGGCCAGAGGCGCUUUGGAUUACUAACCACGGACCAGUAAGAUAGAAAUACAUUCUAGAGUGAGCGUGUGUGCUAGGAGGAUCUGACCAUCGGCUGGACAUUAUACGGUGAAAUUUGAGUGUUUUUUUUUUCUAAUGUGUUUCCACUAUUUGUGUGUGUGUUUCAAAGUAUUGGCCAGUUACUUUUCAACAUGUAAUCCUAGCGUAAUUAGGGGUCUCAAGCUGUGUAUGUAGACCUCGUAAAUCUGUUGCUUUAUAGUCCCAGGAGUGUAUCACGCUAAAUGCUUAAAGACCAGAUAAUGUGAGGGCUACGAGAUUAUCCCCAAUGACCAGUGCCUAGGAGUGGUCAGCCGGUCAGUUCUUUAUGCCAGACUUUAAAGCUGACUCUCGAAUGUAGGCAGAGUACUAAUGAGGCUGAGAAAAGCCCCUUUGAACUUUGACCUUGUGCAUAGACUUUAGUUACACUAAGACGUGUAAAAAGAUUAACAUUCUACUAGCUUCGUUCCAUAUCCCUUCAUCUCACGGAGUGACAUUUGAAAAUGCUUUCCUAAAUUGAAGAGUCGCCAUGUUCCCGACUACGUAUUUGAUGAGCUUAAUUCGAAGUGACUGAAGAAAUUUUUAAAACAGAUAGGGGAGGAAAAAGGUGGUGAUAUCGUUGCCAUGGUGAUCACAAUUCGGCAAUACUCGUCCGACCUUCAUGUCCGGAAAAGGCGGCUGGCCGAUCAUCUUCGAUCACAAUGAGCAGCACGGCGUUCGACAUCCACUCCGACAGGAUCCCCCUGACCAGGCCCAGGCCCGGGGGGACCCCGGCCAUGAAGGCGAGGGUCAAGCGGCAGGCCACCUCCAGCUACUUGGGCUCGGCCGCUGCGGGGGCGGAGAACACGCCGAAGAGGUUCGCGCACGAGGUGGACGGCCUUGACGACGGCGGGGACGAGAGGGUGUUGCUGAACGUGGGCGGGGUCAGGCACGAGACGCACGUGUCAACCUUGAGGACGAUCCCCAACUCCAGGCUGUCUCGUCUUGCGGAGGUGCACCUGGAUAACGGUGGUGGCAGACAGGAGUACUUCUUUGACCGCCACCCUGCGGUCUUCAACUCCAUCAUUGACUUUUACCGAACAGGAGAGCUCCACGUACCGUUGGAAGUCUGCGGGGCAGUGGUGAAGCGCGAGCUGGACUUUUGGCAGAUCAACGAGCUGGAGAUCAAGGCUUGCUGCUGGAGACACUACCGCUCUUACAUCGAAAACCAGCACAUCCUCAACUCUUUCAACCACAGUCUCCGCAGCCAGGCCGUGGACAUCGAUCUCAACGUUCUGACUGGGUGGAAGAAGAUUCAGUGGACGGUCUGGCUUAUCCUGGAGUACCCACGAACAUCAAGAUUAGCCAUGGUGUAUGGUGUGACGUCAUUCAUGUUUGUCGUGACGUCAAUAGCAGGAUUCUGCCUGGAGACGUUGCCGGAACUCAGAACCAACAUCACUAAAAUAACACCCUGUGAUGGGGAGAACUCCACCCAGAUACGGGUGAUGAAAUCCCAUGAUGCCUUAAAUACCCUAGAUAUUAUAUGUACUGUCUUCUUUACACUGGAACUCAUCCUCAGGUUCAUAUUUGCGCCCUUCAAGUUCAAGUUUGUCAAAUCCCUGAUGAACAUUAUAGAUUUGCUAGCUCUUGUGCCUCUCUAUGUCCAGGUUAUUUUUACAGAGUCAGACAAUAUGCAAGCCUGCUACUUAAAUGAACGUUUUGUUAUAGAAAUAAUGUUUAUUCUGCGCAUCAUUAGGAUGUUCAGAAUAUUUCAUUUGGUCAAGCACUAUCAAGCUUUGAAAGUAUUGGUGUAUGCUAUCAAAGCCAGUGUACAAGAACUGCUUAUGCUUUUUAUCUUCCUGCUCAUCGGAAUGCUAAUUUUCUCUACAAUGAUCUACUACGCUGAACGUAAGAACACUACAGAAGCUGGAGACAUGUUUCCCACUAUCCCAAUAGGAUUCUGGUGGAGCAUCGUCACCAUGACCACUGUUGGCUACGGGGACAUUUAUCCUACAACACCCAUCGGCUACAUCGUUGGCACAGCAUGUUCCGUGUGUGGUGUACUUAUGGUGGCCUUGACCAUUCCAGUAAUUUCAAACAACUUCACGUUGUUCUACAGGCACAUUCAAUCCAGAGCCGCUGUUCCUAGGAGUCGAGGGGGUGACGGCUCUGAUUUUGACUCUGGGGACUCUGAUAAGUCAAGUUCUAGAAAGUCAUCUAUAGCAUCUAAUGCUGUUGCCUACAUGAAUGGGCAUGUGACAGGAGUUAAUCCUUAUGGUAAAAAGAAGUCUAGUUCCACUGCACGAUGGUCUCAGGCUGAAUCAACAACAAGCGUAUCUUUGAAAAAGUCAGCCUCAGACUAUGUUUUCCAUCGGAACCGUUCUUUUCGAGCCUAUUCGGAUGAUGGAGUUAUGUACAAAGGAGAAACUGUUGUUUGAAACAUUGUUCUGAGAACAUCUCUACAUAAAUAUAGACUAGAGAUGGAACCAUGGUCUUAUUCAAAAUGUCUGUUACUUGAAAUAUGACUCAAAAACUUGUCAUUAUUAAGUUGAAGGUUCAAAAGGCAUUUCAGUAUUGGAGAGUCCCUCAAAGAAUGCUUUUAGGAUAAGGAACUAAAAACUGAGGGUUACAUCCUAUUUCUUCUAGCCCUAAUGUUUAUAUGAUUAUCAAUUAUGCACAUAUUUUAAAUAAAUAUGUGCCUUGUUUUUUUUUUCUUAAGCUGCGUUUCUUUGAAAAUGCAAUCUGCAAUAAUUUUAAAAACAAAAACCACAUGAAUCACAUUUUCCUUUGAGCACAUUGACAAUAGUGAAAUAGUUAUAACUUAUUCCAUUUUUUUUGGUCCAAUCACCUGCAAUCAUUUGACAUCUUUUACGUGACAAUUUCUUUUAAUUUUUUUUUAAGUGUAAAAUAUUUGUUAAAAACUAUUCUUAAUGUUAUUUAUGUGUUAUCAUCCUUUUGAUAUAAAACAAAAAUGGCUACCGUUAUUGUAAAUUUUUUUAAAAAUUAAGUUUACACUCAGCUAUAGGUGAGGACAUUUUGUUUUUAUACUGCUACUGUACUUAUGUAAAUAGUAUUUAAAUUGAUUACUUCCACGGUGGUGUUCAACUUUUGACCCUUGUGAUGAUUUUUAAAAAUUUUACUUUAAUUUUUCUUUUUUUUCCCGCUAAUUUUCAUUCUCCUAUCACCAUUUCGCCAGUCACAACGAUCAACUCACAGUUUGUUAUCUUCCAUUGUUUUAUAAUCUAGGACCUCAUAAACCUACCUGUCUUCUCUGACUGAUGCCAUAUAGUUUUUUUUUGUUUUUUUUACAAAGCUUAUAUCAACUCACUUAUUCUGUCUGUCUGGUACAAAUUUUUUUUCCAGGAUAUUUCUCCCACUUAUUCUUAGAUCAAUCUUUUCACAAUUAUUCAUUGUCCCUAACAAAACAUGAAUCAAUUGAAAAAUUAACCAAUUAAUGAAUUAAUUGGUGGCAUCUAAUUAUUUUUGUUUGAUAUAGAGAAGGGGAGAUAAAUCUUUACAGUAUUGAGAGAGAGUUAUGGCUGUAAAUGUGCACUUCUUUCCCUUAUAUAUCUAUAUCCUCUUUUUGUUCCAAUUAUUUUUUAUACUUUGCUUGUUUGGCUGUCCUUCAGAAUUGAUCGAUCAAUUUUUAUAUGUACAAAGAUAAAUGAUUCUAGAUCGUUCACUAAGCAUCACUGAAGUCUUUAAUUACAAAGUAUAUACAAUGUUUUCUAAGCACAAUAUAUCUUUUUUUUAAGACCUUUUGAAUUUAACUUAAAAUGACAUUAAAAACAAAUAAAAAAAUUUUAGAGUUAAAAUCAACAUUUGACAAACUGAAUAUUUGAAAUAUUUAUACACUUUCGUUUGAAUUUCUAUUUCAGUAUUUUACCAAUAUAAAAUAUAUACAUUCUUUUUUCAUAUUAUAUUCACAAUUAAUUUAUUGUACUUGUUAAUGGUAAAAGUAUUACAUUUUUUCAAUUACUUUUCUUUUUGUUUCAAAUGCUAAAUUUGUGCUAUUGCUGUAGAAAUGUGUCACAUUUUAGUCCAGCCAAGUUUCUCUUUUUAAUUUUGGCUUUAUUUCUUAUGAUUAGCUUGGAUUUUUUUUUCAUUUGUUCUCAAGACCUAUUUGUUGACUACAUACCAUUUUCUUUAAACUCGAGUGAGGACUGUACCAAUAACAAACUGCUGUUUUUGUGUAUAUAAUGAACUUGUAUAAAGUUUGUUUAUCUAUAGUGAAACCUCUGAAGUGUCAUUUGUGUCUGCUUUUAAGUUUGUAAAGUAAUUUCAUUCCUAGACAGGUCACACUUUUUAUUUUCCUCACAAAGGUACAGUGGUGUAGCUGGCCUACAAGGAAGAGGGAGUAGAAGUCAAGAUUCAAGUUCACUCAGCCUUCUAGCAUAAGGACAUUUCUUUAGUUCACUCAGCCUUCUAGCAUAAGGACAUUUCUCUAGUUCACUCAGCCUUCUAGCAUAAGGACAUUUCUCUAGUUCACUCAGCCUUCUAGCAUAAGGACAUUUCUCUAGUUCACUCAGCCUUCUAGCAUAAGGACAUUGCUCUAGUUCACUCAGCCUUCUAGCAUAAGGACAUUUCUCUAGUUCACUCAGCCUUCUAGCAUAAGGACAUUGCUCUAGUUCACUCAGCCUUCUAGCAUAAGGACAUUUCUCUAGUUCACUCAGCCUUCUAGCAUAAGGACAUUGCUCUAGUUCACUCAGCCUUCUAGCAUAAGGACAUUGCUCUAGUUCACUCAGCCUUCUAGCAUAAGGACAUUGCUCUAGUUCACUCAGCCUUCUAGCAUAAGGACAUUUCUGAAAGUACAUCAAAUAAUUAAAGACUAAAUCUAUCACUAGGUUCUCAGUGCUAUACAAAGAAGCAGGGAAUAGAACAUGAGGAAUACAGCAUGAUGGGAAAACCAUCAAAUAAUUGACAGGACUGUCAUCAUUGAAAACUUCUAGACAUGGCCAAAGACAUGUGCAGAGAGGAAUGGAGAAAGAUGGUCAACAGAUCAUAUGUGGUGCCCCUAUAGUCAAACAAAGGGAUAGGUAAAAGUGAAUAUUUCCUCAUUGACCAAGAUCAUUGAAUACUGUUGUCAAUAUCAUCAUGGAAUGUGUUUAGCCCUUAGUUUAAUUUCUAUUGUUCAAUAACUUUCUGGCCUCUGUAACAUUGAUUUACUGGCUUGCAAGAGCACUAAAACAUGUUCUAAUUACACACGUUAUAAUCAUAUUUACGUUUUUAUUCACUUGCUAACCCUAACCUAUACAAUUAGCAGAAUUAGUUCAGGGAAAUUCAAGAUGGCCAUAAUUUUGCUUCUCUUUCAUUGUAUUUAUUGAUUUUUUGUUUACAAAGUGUGUAAGUAUUUAUUAUGAACAGUUCACUGCUUAUAGCUUUGUGUGAUCAUUCUGUAUAAUGUAGACACUUGUCUUCCACCAAUCAUGUAUCAGCUAGCUAACACUGACACUGUAGUCUGAGAUUAGUGAUUCAUUCAAAUCAGCAUUUCUUGUUAUCUUCUGCCCAUUCCCCCAACAAGUUUUCUUACUGGUUUAUUCUAUUAGCUGUAGAUUUAAAUAUAGAGCUGUACCUUUAGAAAAAUCUAAGUGUUUUUCAUCCCUGAUAAUAGAAAAAAAAAUUCAUUUCAUAUAUUAAACAUUUUUCACAUCUAUUCAUUUUUUUUUCACCUUCUUAUAAUUUUUCUAGAUAACUAUUAAAUGUAAAAUUGGAAAAACUUUUAUAUUUUCAUUGAUAAUAUCAUUAAAUUCCUUAUAAAACUGAGUGAUAUUGAACAUUUCAUCCAAAACUUGUUUUUCUCGUAGCUCUACCAAUUGAUCAGAAUAUUUUUUUGUCAUACAAAAAUUAAGGAUAACCGAAGUUGACAAAUUUUGUAUUAUUUAUAUAUAAUAAUUAUUUAGAAACAUGUUUAGAAUUUCCACUUUUUAAUUGUAUCAAAAAUUUAAUGUAAAAACCUUUGAAGUUGUUUUAGGAUUUAAAAAAACAAAGUUGGCUAUGAGAAAUACACACUUGCAUUAAUUUUGCUAUACAAAUGAUUUUAAAAAAUAUGCCUUUUUUUCUUGUUUGUAUAUGUCUAUGGUGACAGGUUAUUAAUUUUAUGGUUAUUAAAAUAUUUUUUACUAAUAAAAAAAAGGGCAAAGGUCUGUAAAAAAAUUUACAUGCAAAUUAACAACUUAUUGAUAUUCUUUAGGAAAAAAACUAACUGAUGUUUUAAGGAUAAAACCAACAGAUAUUCAUUAGGAAACAAUGAAGUGAAGUUCCCUAGGAAUCAACUAAUUGAUGUUCUUUGGGAAACAACUGAUGUUCUAUAGUUAUUAUAAAUUUUUUAAAUAAAAAAAAAGAGUUAUUAUUCCCCUCCCUUUUGUUUUAUUAUUUUGUUUUUGUAUUAUAUGAUAAGAAUCUAGUUUGCCAUAAUGUAAUUCCCUUCCAGUGUAUAAACUUGUUACUUGUUAUGUAAAAUAACAUGUUUUGAUCAAAUCAUAAUGUUCCUUUUUUCUUUUUAAAAAGUCCAUCGCAUAUUUGAAUUUAGUCAUGCCUUUUUUAUAUUAGUUCUCUUUGACUCUUUUAUUAUUGCAAUGGUGAAGACUGGCUAUUUUCUGUCCUAGUUUGGUCUAGGCCUACUGUAUAAGAGUAUGAGAAACUGAAUUAACUAUUGAGUGUGCCUUUACUGGAUUGUAUGUUCUUUUUCAAGUAGUUUUAGUUUUUGUUUUGUUCUUAUUGAUGUGCUAAUGUAACAUUGUUUCAGGAUGUUUACUCAAUACAUGUUUUGCUUUAUUUUUUUUCCUCCUAUUUUACUAAUAAGCUAUAACACUCAAAUCUGUGAUUACAAUUUUUUUUUAUAUUAUUAUUUUGUGUGUGUAAUUAUAUUUUUUUUUUUUUACAAAUUGAAACGCAGCAAAACUUCAAUACAUGCUAAAGGUGUUACUCUAAUGUAUCAUAUCAUUUAUGGCAGUGUUUCCCAAGCUGUGUUCCGUGGUAACUUGUGUUCCAUGAGGCCUGAAAAGGUGUUCCAUGAAUGAAUGGAAUAAUUAACUAGUAGGCCACCACUAGAAUUAAUCUCUCUUAAAAAAAAUAAGCAAAGUGUUCCGCUAAAUACUCAGAAUGUGCAAAGUGUUCCGUUAUGGGAAAUGUUUGGGAAACACUGAUUUAUGGUUGUUCAUUUUGUCCAUGCACUGGCUGACCUACUUCUUCAUCAUUCCCUUUUAUUCCCGACAUUCUAACACUUUUAUUCUUUUGGCUAGUGUCCAGUUAGCUACACUGACAUUAAUAUAAGCUAUAAGAGAUAGUCACUGUGACCUUGUGCCAUUGUCUUUCCAUUGCCUUCAACCUGGGGAAGGGGACAAAGUAUUCUGAGUGUAAAAACAAACCAGGAAGGUCAAGGUACCCAGUACCAUAAAACUGGUUCAUCAGAAAGUUUAACUCAUUUCACACUUUAUCUCACAUAUGGUUAGCAUUCUUUACAGUUUUUAUUGUGUGUGGGGGUCUGAUGAAACCCCCUAUCUAUCAUCCUAGUAAACUACCCCCAAUCUAUUGUUAAUUUCUAAAGCGUGUUUCCCUUCUUGGGCUUUCCAGUUGUGGGGCAAUGUCAUGAAAUGUGGUUCUGAAGAUGAGGAAGUGUAAAUUUAAACUUCCAAAGUCACAGUUUUGAGUUCAGAUGUGUAAGUUUUGUUGAUUUCUUGAAAUAAAAUAAUAGAUGCUGUAGCACCCAUAUAGAAAACUUUUUUCAUCUUUAGACAUGUUAACCAUAUUUUUGAGUGAAAGUGAUGUCAGGGGCAAAAAUGACUGAACCUGCUGAGCAAACUUUUUAGACUACUUUGAUUAACCUGACUUAAAAUUACAUGUAAUACAAUUUUUAAUUGUUUGGCAAUUGUAUUCUACACAGAAUUUAACAGUUUUAAGCUAGUAAAAAUUAUAUGAACUGGUCAAAUGCUAAUUUCUAAAAAAGUAUCUUUAACCUAUGCUCUGAAAUGAAGUCAUAACACACCUUCUAUAGAAAAUGGUUGCUAGGAGGUACACCCUUUUGUUAAUUCUGGAUCUCAGAGCUAUUGCCUGAUCAUUUAGUAUACACUCUGGACUGUUGUCUUGAUGGUUCAGGGUUUAAACUCUGCCAGCCACCUUCUUAUGCCAUCCUGCUGUAAUUUUGAGCUAGGAUGUAGUAAUCUUCAAUUCUGAUGGAACAUCUGAAAUAUAUAGAACAAACAAUUCUGGUGUAGUUUGACUUUUUCUUUAGUUGAAGCAGUGGUCUUGCAGGUAAAAUGGCACCCAGGUUAUCUGAUGAACCAAAGAGUGGAUGUCUCAUUUACUAAUUUUUUUUUAAAAUCAUAAGCCAAACACUGACCUUUUUUAAUUAGCCAUUAUGACAAGUGAAUUAUUCUCUAUAUUAAAGGGAUAAUUGUUUUUAUGACAGGGUUUUAUAUACAUACUUGCUUUGAACAUUGAAAGGGACCAAACCAUUAGUUCAGUUAGAGAUUUAUGCUAAGAGGACUAUUCUGUUUCCACAAUCAAUAGCUGUACAAACAUUUUCUAAUAGCUACUUGACAUAUUCUGUGUACAUGUCCUCAUUCACUUGAAACUUUUCAUCACUGUGUGAUAUCUGCAUUCCAUAACAUUUACAGAAUACAUAUCUUUGACAUUGUGUGUAUCUGUUUCGCUUUGAAUCAGUCAUUUUUAAAUCAAUCCAAUUUUUGUUUUAUCAAGCUGUUUUCUAAUUUUUUUUCAAUAGUCUCUUAAUUAGAUUAUAGCAAUAAAGAAAAUAAUGCUAGAUUUUUUUUUAAAACUAAAAUUAACUGGCAAGUGCUUUAUUUGUUGUUUACAUAUUGGGCAUAUAUUGGGCAUGUGUUACACUAGUAACUAGUGAUUGCUUGUUUGUUUUUUUAAAUUAUGGUCGCUCAUGGAUUUAUGUAACCUUCAAUGAAACAUGGGAUUAGGGGGAGGACUUUAUUUCAGUGACUAUCUCAGUGUUCUACCAUUUAGGAUUUUGUUAAUUUAUCUGUAUAAUGCAAGGUAAUAUAUCAUGUGCUUCUGUUCCUGCUUUCUAUGCAAAUAAAAAAAAAUCUAUUGUUUUCUUUUGUAUUACAAUUAUUGAUUGUAUGACUUAUUCUGGCCUUGACCUUUUGCCUGUGUACAAGUUCCUUCACCCUGGCACUGACAUAUAUAUAUAUGUGUGUGUAGAAACAAACACAAAAUACUCAGCACUUUGAUCUCCAUCAGUUGUUAGCAGAAGAGCUAAAAGUAAAAAAAAAAAAAAAUAUCUCCAUCCCACAGGCCUAUAUAAUAUAUAUAUAGGUCUGUGCUCAAUCCAUUUUCUGCAUCCCAAUGUUCAUUCCCAGACUAAAGCAGUGUUCUAUAUGUGUGUGUCUAUAAGCGCCCUAGAUUUGUAGUUGGUGUGCACCACCGAGACUAAUACUCAAUUAUUGUAGUGAAGGUGAUUGUCCAGUUCUCUAACAAGUUUCAACCAUAUUCUCAGUUGUUAUUUAUUAAUUCUACUAAUGCUUCCUUUUAUUUUAAGCAUGUACAAAGUGUAAUAUUAAACUUCUCAUGCCAUUAUUUACAGUAAUUUUUUAUUUUCUUUUUUACAAAUUCAUAGACUAUGUGGCUUUACUGGUGUUUGUUUUAUUUCCCAAACAUUCUCUCCUUAUAUAGUCUUUCACUAUUUAACAUCAGUUUGCUUGAUAAAGCAGUUUAAUGGCCAAUUGCUAGUCAAUAUUGCCUGAUUCAUCACUUCCCAAAUUAGUUUGAUAGAAACAAUAGGAGAGUAUAUACACUUUGAUUCUAGUUCUAGCAGAUAGUUUUAUACUUACAUUUCAAGAUCUAUUUAUAGUUAUACAUAUUUGCAUGUUAUUUUGUAAUGAUUUUGAGGAGAUAAAGGAAUUUCAAGAAAAGUUUUCCAGAUAUAAAGGUUACAUAAAAGCAGUGUAUAUAAUACAUAGACAUUGUCUAAAAGUAUAUGGAGCAUGUGAUUAGGGGAGGGACAAGUUUUUAUAAAGAUGCUAUAAAUGAUGUUAUCUUUCUUUUUUAAUCAUUGCAAAUGUCUGGCCUAAGGAAAAUUCUCAUAAAGUGUACUUUUCAAGAAAGGUAAACUUAUUCUGGUUCAAAAUUUAUAAUCUUUAUGAAGCAGUGGUAAUAUAGGCACAAGAUAAACAAACUGAAAAGUGCAGGCUCUUCUCUUCUAUAUCCAAGCCUAUCCCUACCCAUUCUUUUUUUUUUCAAAAUGUCUGAUUGUGUGUGGAGUUCAGUGUGGGUUUGAACUGAAGAUUUCUUGUUUCACUUGGGGUGGAGAGAGUAAGAAGACUUGAAGCAAUAUAAAAAAAAAACAGUUGCCAGAAUAAAACACAUAUGUAGAUUAUCAAGUUUUCUUCCUUGUGUUUUAAUGGGUUUUUUAAACUCAACAGUUUUGAGUUUUUAAGGAAAUGAUUUCUGCUUCUCAUUUACUUAUGACAUUUGUGCAAUGACUUAUGCUUUAGAUAAAUGGUCCUAGCAAUAGAAUAUGAAAGACACAGUGAAAAACCUCAUCACAUUUGAUGUUCCAUGCCUGCGCAACACUUUGUAGAGAAGAGCUUUGAAUCAAUGUAUAGCAUAUGUAUGGGUUUGUUCAGUCAUAGGACAUGACUUUUUUUUUUGUUAGAGAAUUUCAAUGCACAUACAUUUAUAUGGGAGUCGACAAAAUCAAAUGUAGCAACACAACAAACUGGUAUAUUCCGUUGAGUUUUGUUUUUUAAAGAUACCAUGUCAAAUUUCUCAUUGUUUAAGUGGAUUUAUCUUUGGGGUGUUAAUACUCUGGCUUGAGUUAAAAGUUGAAUACACAAUUCAAUAAUGAAAGGGGAGGUCAUUAGAAAAGCAUUACUAACUUUGACAAAACUUUCCUUGAAUAAUCUUAUUAAUGUCUCAUAUUUAUUCCUAGAACAAAAUUACUUAUCAUUGACACAAAAAUGUAAAUAUAACAAAAGUCUAUUUGCAAGUCUUUUUUUUUUUUUUAAAGUUUACUAUUAUAUCUAAUUCCUCUCUGUGAUAUCUAAGGGCAUCAUCAAAAGGAACAAAAGUACAAAUUUAGUUCCUGCUAUAAAUAAACAUUACCCAACUUGAAUCAAUAUUUUCCACUGAUAACUCCUUUGGAACAGGGCAUACCAAAGUCUAGAUGUCACCUGCUUCUAGUAAAUACUUUAUAAUUUUAAUACAACAGGUAAUUUGAACCUUCUGGUCAUAUUUGUUUAAUAACAGCUGUCUAUUUUUAUGUCUUAAAGAUAGGAAUGGAAAAAAAGGAAAGUUUGCUAUGUUGCUACAUGUUGCACCAACUGUAAAUAUCCUGUUUCUGGUAGAGUUUCACAAAAUUAUUAACAUUUACUUGACAUAUUUAUAAAUUAUCCCCCACCACAUCCCCAUAGACAUGCCCUAUUUUUUUUUUUUUUGUAAUAUAAAAAAAAUGACACUAAAAAUACCAGUAAAUGUGAAAUACAAAUUUUAAUGUCUUUUUUUACGUUUUUUUUUUUUGUUAUUCUCUUCUUAAUGCUGACUUCUUAUGACAUUGUGAUAUUAGGUCAAUAUUUUUCUGUUAAUAUAUUUAUUUUUUGCUUCAUCAAUUGCUGUUUUAUUCAGUCACUGAUUUGUAUAGUCAAUUCCAAUUGUUGAAACAAAACUUUUUUUGCCUUUUAAUAAAAAAUUCUCUUGAUGCACACGG
Biomphalaria glabrata is the source of this 11812-nucleotide messenger RNA. RefSeq names its product potassium voltage-gated channel protein Shaw-like. Gene Ontology annotation, biological process: potassium ion transmembrane transport; protein homooligomerization. Lineage: Eukaryota; Metazoa; Mollusca; Gastropoda; Planorbidae. The record is from RefSeq and is a predicted model, not a curated record. Bases 861 to 2576 code for a protein of 571 amino acids. Gene Ontology annotation, molecular function: delayed rectifier potassium channel activity; protein binding. Gene Ontology annotation, cellular component: voltage-gated potassium channel complex; membrane. The transcript has 8 exons.